AUGACUAACAGAAAACAUGUAGCCGCCAAGUUCCCAUCCAUGACAACAUCAAUACCUAGAGGUAGGUACAACCUCUCCCGCCCCCACCCUCGCACCCCAUUUCACCCAUUCCGCCAGUUAUUCCAAGCAGUCAUUUCGAGCGGCGACGCCCAAGAAAGAUCAACCUAUAUUCCAAUGUCGGGAAACCCCGCGAUGACCAGUGCAGCUGGGCCCGAGCCAGAACAGCAAACUGCUGCAGAUAAUCCUACCACACCUGAGAUACGGCCGCCUCCCUUGGAGCAGCUCGAGGUCCAAGAGGCGUCUUUACCUGAUGGUGAAUCAGACUAUCUGUCCGGUUUCAAGCUGUGGAUAACCAUAUUCUCGCUCAGCACCGUUUCUUUCCUGUUCGGUCUUGAUUUGACUAUUGUGGCAGCAGUAGUGCCAAGCUUGACCAACUACUUCAAAACCGUGCAGGAUAUUGGCUGGUAUUCGUCGGCUUACUCAGUCAUGACGGCGAGCUUCACCUUUUUUUUCGGCAAGCUCUACAGCCUGGCGCCGCCGAAGCGCCUUUAUAUUACUAGCAUCUGUAUUUUCGAGCUGGGAUCGCUGCUGUCUACGGUCGCCACGACCUCGCCGGUGUUUAUUCUAGGCCGAGCCGUGGCCGGAGUCGGGGCAGCGGGCAUUAUUUCUGGUACCAUCGUGAUCUUGACGCGGUGCCUUCCCACCCAUCGGCGACCAUUCUGGACCACAGUGAUAAGCUCAGUGCAGAUGGCGGGAAUUGUGUCCGCGCCGCUCGUCGGUGGCGGACUGAUCGACUGGAUAGGCUGGCGAGCGUGCUUUGGGAUCAACCUCCCCCUUGGAGUCGCGGCGGUGGGGUUGUUGACUUUUGGGUUGCAGGAUAUGGAGCUUCUCCAGGAUGACGAGCAGCUCUCGUGGAAAGCCAAAGUGAAACAGUUCGAUUGGAUCGGCACCAUAUUCAUGGCUCCCUCUGUUACUUGCCUAUUGCUAGCCCUGCAAUGGGGCGGUAUUAAGUACGGUUGGUCGGACGCACGUAUCAUCGUUCUGCUCGUCUUGUUUGUUGCACUUUUGACCAUCUUCGGAUGGCGCCAGCAUCAAUUGCAAGAAAACGCAACUCUGCCGCCACGAAUCCUAAAAAUGAAGACUGUUCUGGCUGCGGCAUGGUUCGGCUCGUGUGUUAACUCAGCCUUAGCGGUAACAGAGUACUAUAUGUCCAUCUACUUUCAAAUCAUCAAGGGUUAUACAGCCAGCCGAGCCGGGAUCAUGCUCACCCCCAUGCUCGUGGGUAUUACAAUCGGAAACCUCUGCGGAGGAGCGGGUAUCAUCUGGCUGGGAUACUACACCCGUAAGUAUCAUGUUCUCUGGAUAGAAGUCUUCUUUUCUCUCAAUUUCGUGCCCAUUGAUACUGAUACAACUUGA
Messenger RNA from Cadophora gregata, 1416 nucleotides. RefSeq lists its product as uncharacterized. The coding region runs from base 1 to 1416 and encodes 471 amino acids. The transcript has a single exon. Gene Ontology annotation, molecular function: transmembrane transporter activity. Gene Ontology annotation, biological process: transmembrane transport. NCBI's taxonomy places the organism in Eukaryota, Fungi, Ascomycota, Leotiomycetes, Helotiales, Ploettnerulaceae. The record is from RefSeq and is a predicted model, not a curated record.